AUGACCACUGAGACCCUCGCGUGCACGUAUGCCGCGCUCAUGCUGAGCGAUGCCGGCCUGCCCACCUCGGCCGAGAACAUCGCCGCGGCAGUGAAGGCUGCCGGCGUGAGUGUACGCCCCACCAUGCCCAUCAUCUUUGCCCGCUUCCUGGAGAAGAAGUCUGUGGAGGCGCUGAUGGCAGCGGCUGCCACGCAAGCCCCGACGGCCACGUCUGCCGCGGCGGCGCCAGCUGCCGGGGAAGCGAGCGGCAAGGCGGAGGAGAAGAAGAAGGAGGAGCCCGAGGAGGAGGGCGAUGACGACAUGGGCUUCGGUCUGUUCGACUAA
Messenger RNA from Leishmania braziliensis MHOM/BR/75/M2904, 324 nucleotides. RefSeq names its product putative 60S acidic ribosomal protein P2. NCBI's taxonomy places the organism in Eukaryota, Euglenozoa, Kinetoplastea, Trypanosomatida, Trypanosomatidae. Gene Ontology annotation, biological process: translational elongation; cytoplasmic translation. Bases 1 to 324 code for a protein of 107 amino acids. Gene Ontology annotation, molecular function: structural constituent of ribosome; ribonucleoprotein complex binding; protein kinase activator activity. Gene Ontology annotation, cellular component: cytosolic large ribosomal subunit; ribosome. The record is from RefSeq and is a predicted model, not a curated record. The transcript has a single exon.